AUGGGUGAUGACGCGUUUCAAGUUUAUGUCAAAAAAAAUACUAAGUUAUGUCCUCAAUGUCACAGCCCAAUUGAAAAAAAUGGCGGUUGUAAUCAUAUUACAUGCACAUGUGGUUUUCAGUUUUGUUGGCUUUGUAUGCAACCAUAUACUAAUGACCAUUGGAAAGUCAAUAGAAGUGGAUGUACUCAAUUUUCUUAA
This is a messenger RNA of Entamoeba nuttalli P19, 198 nucleotides long. RefSeq names its product IBR domain containing protein. Gene Ontology annotation, molecular function: zinc ion binding; ubiquitin protein ligase activity; ubiquitin conjugating enzyme binding. Gene Ontology annotation, biological process: protein polyubiquitination; positive regulation of proteasomal ubiquitin-dependent protein catabolic process; ubiquitin-dependent protein catabolic process. The record is from RefSeq and is a predicted model, not a curated record. The transcript has a single exon. The coding region runs from base 1 to 198 and encodes 65 amino acids. Gene Ontology annotation, cellular component: ubiquitin ligase complex; cytoplasm. Lineage: Eukaryota; Evosea; Mastigamoebida; Endamoebidae.